AUGAGAUUAGCAACAAAUAAAUAUGAAGGAUUCGAUGAAUUUCAAAUAAAUGGUAGACCAAUUACUUUAUUAAAUCUUGCAGAAUUACAAUCAGCAGUUAGAACAAGAGCUCAUAGAAUUCCAUCAAACUCAUCAAAAGCUCAAGUUUUAAAUCAACUUCGUGAAAUUUUAAAAAAUGAAAAACUAUCACACGAAUCGAGUAAUAAUAUAAAUUUAGCAAAUAAUAAUAAUUUAAAUAAUUUUGUACAUAAUAAUAUAAAUAAUAUAAAUAAUGGUAUUCAUUAUAAUAAUAGUUUAAAUAGUAAUAAUCAUAUUAAUAAUAAUAAUAAUAAUAAUAAUAAUAAUAAUAAUAAUAAUAAUAAUAAUAAUAAUAAUAAUAAUAAUAAUAAUAAUAAUAAUAAUAACCAUAAUAGUAAUGGUAAUAAUAAUAGUAAUAAUAAUAGUAAUAAUGAUAUGAAUGACGAUAUGAAUCAUUAUAAUAAUGGGAAAAAAAGAACUUAUUAUAAUGAAGAAAAUGUUAAUUAUAAUAAUGGAAAUAGUUUUCCAAAUUUAAUAAAUCCGUCACCCGUCAAGAAAAUUAAUAAUUCCCCAAUUCAUCAUUUAACUUCAUCACCACCAUUAAUUUCAUCGAACAACAAUAGUAAUAGUAAUAUUAAUAAUAAUAGUAAUAAUAAUAAUGGCAAUAAUAGUAAUAAUAAUAAUAUUAAUAAUGGAAAUAAUAUAAUAGAAAAUGGUAUUAAUGGUAAUAAUAAUAAUAAUAAUAAUAAUAAUAAUAAUAAUAAUAAUAAUAAUAGUAAUACUAAUAAUAAUAGUAUUAAUAAUAAUAUUAGUAAUAAUGGUAAUAAUAAUGGUAAUAAUAAUAAUAAUAAUAAUAAUAAUAAUAAUAAUAAUAAUAAUAAUAAUAAUAAUAAUAAUAAUAAUAAUAAUAAUAAUAAUGGUAAUAAUAAUAGUUAUAAUAAAGCGAUUGAAUUAGAACAAAGAAUUUUAAAUAAUUUUAAUUUUUCAACAACAGUUCAUAGAUUAAAUGUACCUGAACAAGUAGGUACACAAAUAGUUAAACAAUUUAUUAGAUUUAUGGUACUCAAAGUGAUUGAUAAUGACGGACUAGAUCAAAAACUAUCACCAUCGAAACUUGUGAAUACCUUUUGGCAAUAUUUGAUACUCGAUACAAUCAAAUAUGAAGAGUUUUCAAACAUCAUUAAAUUUAAAUUGCAUCAUAAUCCAAACUCAAUAUACGACGCCCAAGAUUUAAAAAGAAAACGAUUUGAAAGAACUUUAGAACUCUAUGAAUUUUAUUUCCCAAAUUCUAUUGAUUUUGAGAUUUGGUCAAUUCCAAAUGAUUAUCAAACUACUACUACUUUUCAAAAUAAUCAAAAUAAUCAAAAUAAUAAUAGAAAUUAUAAUAAUAAUAAUAAUAAAUCAAAUUUUAAUGGUAAUGGUAAUGGUAAUAGUAAUGGGCAUUACAAUAAUGGUAAUCAAUCAAAAUUAACAUCAUCAACGUCAUCAAAUUCUUUAUCAUCAAAUUAUAGUGUAGACAAUAGUGAAAAGGACCAAAUGGAGAGAGAUAGAUAUAAUAAUGGUAAUGGUAAUGGUAAUGUUAGUGGUAAUGUAAGUGGUAGUAGUAGUACAAAGAAUAGUCCAGAUUCAUUUUAUUAUAAUAAUCAACAUCAACAACAACAUCAACAACAAAAACAAUCACCACAUAUUAUAAAACCAACACUUCCACAACUAUCACCUUCAAAUUCUCAACAAAAAUUAAAUUUAGCUUCACCUUCCUCUUCAAAUCAACCACAACAACAACAACCUCAAAAAUCCUUUUCUUCAAAUAAUUUAUUUAACACUCAAAGUAUUAUUAAUAAUAAUAAUAAUAAUAAUAAUAAUAAUAAUAACAAUAGUAGUAGUAAUCUUUUACCAAAGAUUAAUACACCUUUAUAUUCAAAUGGAAAUAAUAAUAAUGGUAAUGGAAAUCAUUUUAAUCAACUUUUAAAUAGAAUUGAAGAUGAAGAAUAUGUAAAAAAUAUAGAUGACGAAGAAGAAUAUGAAGAUGAUUAUGUAAAAAAUAACAACAACAACAACAAUGGUCCAUAUCUUAUUAAUGGUAAAAGAAAGGAUUUUAUAAAUGGUAAUAGUAGUGGUAAUGGAAUUGAAAAACUUUUAAUGAAUGGAGUUGAUGAAAAUAAUAGAAAUAGUAGUAAUAGUAAUAGUAAUAGUAAUAAUCAUAUGAAUGAUGAUAAUGAAGAUGGUGAAAACGAUGGUGAAUAUGAUAAUAAUAAUAAUAAUAACAAUGUGAAUGUGAACGAAAUAAUAACAGUAAGAUGUAUUGAAAGUAGUUUACAAAAAUUUUUUAAAAUUAAAAGAUCAGCACCUUUAGGUAUAUUAAUGAAAUUGUAUCAAGAGGAAUCUGAACAACAGGACGGUGAGGAACCUGGCUCCUACGAUGGUAGUUUGCGUUUUCUUUAUAAUAACUCUAGAAUCUAUGAAAAUUCUAACCCAAUCGAUUUAAAAAUGAAAGAAGGAGACACAAUUAUUGUGAUGGUUUCAAAUAUUAUUAAUGAUAGUAAUAAACAAACAGAUUAA
This is a messenger RNA of Dictyostelium discoideum AX4, 2577 nucleotides long. RefSeq lists its product as hypothetical. NCBI's taxonomy places the organism in Eukaryota, Evosea, Eumycetozoa, Dictyosteliales, Dictyosteliaceae. The transcript has a single exon. The record is from RefSeq and is a predicted model, not a curated record. Bases 1 to 2577 code for a protein of 858 amino acids.